Malania oleifera is the source of this 2436-nucleotide messenger RNA. RefSeq lists its product as uncharacterized. The transcript is spliced from 6 exons. The record is from RefSeq and is a predicted model, not a curated record. Lineage: Eukaryota; Viridiplantae; Streptophyta; Magnoliopsida; Santalales; Ximeniaceae. Bases 79 to 2187 code for a protein of 702 amino acids.
GCCCGUUACCAGCCCCUUCAUAUGCGCAUUUUGGCGGGAAUGAGAGAGUCUUUCUUCUUCCCGCCCUGAUUCUCCAUCAUGAGCAGAUUACCAGAGAUAACUGAUCUUCUCGCCAGACUUGCUUCGAAUCUCAAAACCCUAGGUCCGACGACCAGAGAUGGCGAAGAAGAAGAAGAAAAAGAGCAGCAAACUUGUCAGCUCUCUAUUUCGAACUUGAACCAAUCGCUCAACCUCAGCGAUAAUUCUAGGGUUAGGGUUUUGGACACUGCCUUGUCUUUGAUGUGCUUCAAAUCGACGCAGGUGUUUGAUUCUCUGAUUGAGCAUCUGGUGAAGACAAUUGUUAGUGUUUUGUCUUCUUCGAUUUCUUGCAAGGUAGUGCGGUUUCAGAAAGAAGAGUUUUUGCAGGUUGGUGGCUCUAUUUCUCAGCACAAUUGUGCAGAAUUGAUCGAAGCGUGUGCUGAUAUUUUUGGGAAAUUGGAGGGACACCGAAUGCUUUCUCAUUUGCUAUCAUAUGCUGUUGUAAGAGUAGCAGCAUUAGCUUCUUGCUAUCAAAAUGUGUCACCAUUAAUUCAUUUUCUUGAUGUUAAAUCAAUUGAUGGAAGAAGCACCACAGUUUUGAAGCUGCUUAGCCAUAUGCCACGAGAAUCCACCAUUAAAAACCAUGAAAUUCCAUUGAGGUUGCUUCUUUGGUAUCUUGAUCCACUAACUCUGAAGAAAGAUGUUGCAAAAAUUCUGCAAGAAACCAUGGAAAGGCCUUUCCUUCAUCUGAACAAUGAAUUCCAUGAGAGGAAUGAUUGGCGUUCUAUAAUUACAUGCUUGGCACUUUCUCCUGCAAUGUUUAUUCAGAUCAGGGCUUUAUUACACAACUGGUUUCUAAUGACGGGUCGGUCUUCAGUUUUGGAGUUGCUAAAUGAACUAGUAUCACUGAUAAUGGAUGUAGUUUCCAGACCUUCAUGGUGGGGCAUACCUGUGGAAGUUGGAUUGAAGCUGCCAUUUUCUAAUGCAUAUUUCCCCUACAUGCACCACUUACUGAGGAUUUUGGUUGGACCUGUCUCGUCCAAUAGUUUUUUACAUUUAGUUCAUAUUAUAAGCCAACCUGUUUCUUGUGCUAGAAAACAUUCUGAUUCAACUAUUAAGCGCCCUGCAUCGAAGGCGACAACAGUAGAUUACAAAUCUAACUGGGCUUUGGCCAUGAAUUUCCCAGAUUGGUUCUUGUUUGCAUCUGUUUUGCUUUUCUCUGAGCAAAAUUUUCAAGACAAUUUCCAUUCAAAAUGCAUGCUAGGGGAACCCAGAACAGUGCGAACACAUGACUUGGAACCGCCUUGUUUAUCUGCUGCUGCUGCAAAAUACAUGGCAUGGAUUCUGAGCCCGAUCAGUGAAUCUCAUCAGGAUCUUCUGGCUGAUUGUUUAGCUGAAAUAUCAAAAUCUUGGGUUGUGAAACAAUUUGGCUCAGAAAAUCACAACACAGGAGCAGCUGGCUACAGGAAGAAACUCAAGAAACCCAAAUUUGAUGAGGACAAGGUGAAUUGUACUCUUGCAAAGGAUGACAAUUGUCAAGCAAUUGUAUCAUGGCUUGAGAAAUUUCAGAACAUAUAUGCAAUGUAUUGGAAUGAAACAAUCAGAUCAUGCAAAGGAAAAUCAUUCAAUGGUCCCAGCAAUCAGUGCAAUGUAAUCUUUAGAAGAAUUCCUCUUGGAAUCUUAAUUGGUGGCUCCCGACAUAUAAAUGAAGAUGGAUGUGAGGUGCUUCUGCAUUACGUGACGACAGGUACGAUACUCAAGUCCAGGACAUGUCAAACUGCAGGAUUGAAGCGUAUGAAACAGCACCCAGAACAGCAUGAAGAUUCAAUUACCUGCACUGAAGAAAGUGCUAAAAAGGAAGCGGUGGCAGGGGCCUGUCUUGUCUUUAAUUUAACAGAUGUUGCUGAGAGUAUGUCAGCUUCAAUGUUUGAGAUGGAGGAGAGAGGACUGGAUUUUGUUUGUCAGCUUAAAGCCAGGGUUAACAAAUACCUGCUUAAGUGUGUCAGGAGAAUACUCCAAAUCAAAAUUGAUCAAGAUGGAGUUCAGAUGCUAACAGAUAUCUGCAAUAGACUGGUCCGGUGGAGGCAUCAAGGGCGAGAAAUAUUUCAAAGCCAUGAGGAUUUGGAUGAUGUCCUCAGUGCCUUGAAUCAUAUAUUAUCUUCGUCUUAAUGAGGUUUAUGAAGGAGAAUAGCUCUCUUUUUUUCGCACAGUUCUUAUUGGGCUCUAAUGUUGUAUACACGCACAGAGAGAGAGAGAGAGAGAGAGAGGCUUGCAUAGCAAUUUAUUUUCUUUUAUCUUUAGUUCAUUCAUAUCUACGAGGAAUUGUAAUUGUACAAUUUUUGUAACUUAAAGAGGUCCUUUGAACACAUUAGAUCUCUUAUAUUAGCAAUUAAUAUUCGGUAACAUUUUGGAGUGCUA